GUUAUUGUUACUGCAGUGACAGAUUUCGGGAAAAAAAUGGCGGCGGUGUCGCGUCGCUCUCAGCAGCAAUCUCAGAGCCUUUCAUCUCCUCCACAAAGUCCAAGUCCGUCACGAUCUUUCACCGCCUCACCUUCUGCAACUAGCAGCCCAAGUGCGGAGUGCGACGGUGGCGCGGUGGUUAAUGGGGAGUCUGAUGGGCCCCUGUCCCCUGAUAUUGCCCCAGCUGUUGUUGGGACAAGUAGUAGCGAUAGCAGCCCCAGCCCCGGUAGCCCUGAUGCUUCCAGCAGCAGCGGGGCAAACAGUUCAGGAUCCUGUGUGGUGAGUGGAGCAUUCCGGGAGCUGUUUGAGGCCUGCCGCAAUGGAGAUUUGUCCCGUGUUAAGAAACUGGUUGAUUCUAGUAAUGUAAACGCAAAGGACAUGGCGGGCAGGAAAUCAACGCCACUGCACUUCGCUGCAGGUUUUGGAAGAAAGGAUGUAGUUGAACAUCUGCUGCAGACUGGUGCUAAUGUCCACGCCCGUGAUGAUGGAGGAUUAAUUCCACUCCACAAUGCCUGUUCUUUUGGCCAUGCAGAGGUUGUUAGCCUUUUGUUGAGCCAUGGAGCAGAUCCAAAUGCUAGAGACAACUGGAACUACACACCUUUGCAUGAGUCGGCUAUUAAAGGAAAAAUAGAUGUCUGCAUAGUGUUACUGCAGCAUCGAGCAGAUCCAAAUAUUCGGAACACAGAUGGCAAAUCAGCUUUGGACCUUGCCGAUCCAUCAGCAAAAGCUGUUCUUACAGGUGAAUACAAGAAGGACGAACUCCUGGAAGCUGCUAGGAGUGGUAAUGAAGAAAAGCUCAUGGCGUUGUUAACACCAUUAAAUGUCAACUGUCAUGCAAGCGAUGGACGUAAGUCAACUCCACUUCAUCUGGCAGCUGGGUAUAACAGAGUUCGAAUAGUACAACUUCUUCUUCAACAUGAUGCGGAUGUGCAUGCCAAGGAUAAAGGUGGGCUUGUUCCUCUUCAUAAUGCGUGUUCAUAUGGACAUUUUGAAGUUACAGAAUUGCUGCUUAAGCAUGGUGCUCUUGUCAAUGCCAUGGACCUCUGGCAGUUUACUCCACUACAUGAAGCUGCUUCCAAAAACCGUGUAGAAGUGUGCUCUUUAUUACUGAGCCAUGGUGCGGAUCCCACACUACUCAACUGUCAUGGAAAGAGUGCUGUAGAUAUGGCUCCUACGCCAGAGCUGAAAGAGAGAUUGACAUAUGAAUACAAAGGACAUUGCUUACUACAAGCAGCUAGAGAAGCAGAUCUGGCUAAAGUGAAAAAGUCACUUGCAUUAGAGAUAAUUAAUUUCAAACAACCCCAGUCUCAUGAGACAGCUUUGCACUGUGCUGUAGCUUCUCCUCACCCUAAACGCAAGCAAAUAGCUGAACUGUUGCUGAGAAAAGGAGCAAAUGCAAAUGAGAAAAACAAAGAGUUCAUGACACCAUUGCACGUUGCAUCAGAAAGAGCACAUAAUGAUGUUUUAGAAGUCCUUCACAAACAUGGAGCAAAGGUGAAUGCAUUGGAUACAUUGGGUCAGACAGCAUUACACAGGGCAGCACUUGCCGGUCAUUUGCAGACCUGUCGUCUUUUACUGAGUUAUGGCUCUGAUCCGUCCAUUAUAUCGUUACAGGGCUUCACUGCAGCACAGAUGGGGAAUGAAGCUGUGCAGCAGAUACUCAGUGAAAGCACACCAGUCCGUAAUUCGGAUGUUGACUAUCGAUUGCUUGAAGCUUCUAAAGCUGGAAAUUUGGAAACUGUAAAGCAACUUUGCAGUUCUCAGAAUGUGAACUGCCGAGACCUGGAGGGGCGGCAUUCUACUCCUUUGCAUUUUGCGGCAGGAUACAAUCGUGUAUCUGUAGUGGAGUACCUGCUGCACCAUGGGGCAGAUGUGCACGCCAAAGACAAAGGUGGUUUAGUACCCCUACAUAACGCUUGCUCAUAUGGUCAUUAUGAGGUGGCUGAGUUGUUGGUGCGACAUGGUGCUUCUGUCAAUGUGGCUGACCUUUGGAAAUUUACCCCUCUGCAUGAAGCUGCAGCCAAAGGAAAGUAUGAAAUUUGCAAGCUGCUUUUAAAACAUGGGGCUGAUCCAACAAAGAAGAACCGAGAUGGCAAUACUCCUUUAGAUCUAGUGAAAGAAGGUGACACAGAUAUCCAGGACUUGCUGCGAGGUGAUGCUGCUCUUUUAGAUGCUGCUAAAAAAGGAUGCUUGGCAAGAGUUCAGAAACUGUGCAGCCCAGAAAACAUCAACUGUCGAGAUACUCAGGGAAGAAACUCCACGCCCUUGCACCUUGCAGCGGGCUACAAUAAUCUAGAAGUAGCAGAAUACCUUCUUGAACAUGGUGCAGAUGUUAAUGCUCAAGACAAAGGUGGUCUCAUCCCUCUUCAUAAUGCAGCAUCAUAUGGGCAUGUGGACAUAGCAGCCUUACUGAUCAAGUACCACACCUGUGUAAAUGCUACAGACAAAUGGGCCUUCACUCCAUUGCAUGAAGCAGCACAGAAAGGACGGACCCAGCUGUGUGCUUUGCUUCUGGCUCAUGGCGCUGAUCCAACAAUGAAGAAUCAGGAGGGUCAAACACCACUCGACUUGGCCACAGCCGAUGAUAUCCGAGCUCUGUUGAUUGAUGCAAUGCCACCAGAAGCUCUGCCUAGCUGCUUCAAACCUCAGGCAACUGUUGUCAGUGCCUCUGUAAUCUCUCCAUCACCCACACCUUCAUGCCUCUCUGCUGCCAGUAGUAUUGAUAAUCUCACAGGACCGCUGGCAGAACUUGCUGUUGGUGCAUCCUCAAAUGUUGCAGAUGGUGCCACUGCCACUGAGCGAAAAGAAGGAGAAGUUGCUGGAAUUGACAUGAACAUCAAUCAGUUCUUAAAAAGCCUUGGUCUGGAACACCUCAGAGACAUCUUUGAACGAGAACAGAUCACUUUAGAUGUGCUGGCUGAUAUGGGUCAUGAAGAAUUGAAAGAGAUUGGCAUAAAUGCUUAUGGACAUCGUCACAAGUUAAUUAAAGGAAUGGAGCGUCUCCUAGGAGGACAGCAAGGUACCAACCCUUACUUGACAUUCCACUGUGUUAGUCAAGGCACAGUUCUUAUAGAUCUCACACCUGACGACAAAGAAUACCAAUCAGUGGAGGAUGAGAUGCAGAACACAAUCCGUGAACAUAGAGAUGGUGGUAAUGCAGGGGGUGUCUUCAACAGGUACAAUGUGAUUAGGAUUCAGAAAGUAGUGAAUAAGAAACUAAGAGAAAGAUACUGUCAUCGACAAAAAGAGGUAUCUGAAGAAAACCAUCAUCAUCAUAAUGAACGCAUGCUUUUCCAUGGUUCUCCUUUCAUCAAUGCCAUAAUUCACAAAGGAUUUGAUGAACGGCAUGCAUACAUAGGAGGGAUGUUUGGAGCUGGAAUUUAUUUUGCAGAAAACUCAUCUAAAAGCAAUCAGUAUGUCUAUGGAAUUGGUGGUGGGACUGGUUGCCCCACACAUAAAGACCGGUCAUGUUACAUUUGUCACAGACAAAUGCUGUUUUGUAGAGUCACACUUGGAAAAUCAUUCCUUCAGUUUAGUACAAUGAAGAUGGCUCAUGCACCACCAGGCCACCAUUCUGUCAUUGGCAGACCGAGUGUAAAUGGGCUAGCAUAUGCAGAGUACGUUAUCUACAGAGGAGAACAGGCAUACCCAGAGUACCUCAUCACCUAUCAGAUUGUGAAGCCAGAAAGUCCUCCACAAGCUGCAGUCACAUCAGAGCAAAAGUCCUAGUAAAACACGCUUUGGGAGUUGAAGUCAUGGACUGGGAUGAAGCGAAACAGUUACAGAGCUUCCACACACAACCCAGAGGAAGCCAACUGCCAAGAAUUGACGUGUGUGUGUUUGUGUGUGUAGAUAUAUAUAUAUAUAUAUAUAUACACAUACACAUAAAACUGCCACCAUUUUCUUUGAAACGUUUACAAGGAACUGCCACUAAAAGACGUACCUCAGGCUCAUUUUCAGUGUACCAGUCCAGACUUGAGCAGUGAAUGUUUUUGUCUGGUUUGUAGACUGGGUCUGACUUGCCACAUGGCUACUACAAUUACUCCGACUGCUGCUGUUGUUGCCGCCGCCUUGGAUGUUCAUGUCACAUGAAUACCACUGUUUAUUUCUAAACAUAACAAACGAUUCAGAGAAGAUGUACUCUCUCUUAUUGUCUUCUUCAGUUAAUGGAUUGCAUUUUGUAUGUAUGCCAUCAGAUAUUUUGAGGAAUACAGCCUAUUCGUAAUCCAUAUUUAAUGUUACGAGAGUCUGAAGAUGAGCCAGAGAUUUAAUUGGGAACACUUUGCACAGUGAAGAUGCCAAGAACAUUUAAUCUGUAAUAUUUCUUUAUCCAGAUGGGCUUUUGUCCAUUUAUCUUUGGCUAAUUUUCAUUUGUUGCACUUUUUAAGGAAAUGUUUUAAGUUAUUAUUAAACAUAUUUGUAAAACA
This is a messenger RNA of Protopterus annectens (West African lungfish), 4466 nucleotides long. RefSeq names its product tankyrase (gene TNKS). Gene Ontology annotation, cellular component: nucleus; cytoplasm. Gene Ontology annotation, molecular function: NAD+ poly-ADP-ribosyltransferase activity; protein binding. The coding region runs from base 37 to 3768 and encodes 1243 amino acids. The transcript has 27 exons. The record is from RefSeq and is a predicted model, not a curated record. Lineage: Eukaryota; Metazoa; Chordata; Ceratodontiformes; Protopteridae.